UCAUCUGAGUCUUAGCUCUCAAGCGUAUCUCCUUGCUCUCUGCACUUACUGUUUCUCCCAUUCCCAUCAGACGCGGCAAAAAACAGUAACGGCACAUUCCCCGGAGAGAGAUGGAAAUCGUUGAAGAAGGAGCAGUGAUGGUGGCGAAGAAGAAAGGGGAGUUGGCUAUCGAAGAUUACCUCGAUUUCCUUGACGACCGCUCUCUCAAUCUUACCAUCCCCCAGCUUCGUCAGAUCAUUGGGAUGCACGGCUUCAAAAGGAAUGAAACUAAAAAGCAACUUUUAGUGGAUAUGGUAACCACGAUGGAUUUGAUGGAUCUCCACCGCUCGACGCUGCUAGACGCCGGCGUAUCAGGUGAUGCUUGCUUCACCCUGGAGGAAGUGAUCAACGACCUCAAACAUCUCGACUGGCAAGAGUGCCACGUGACCUCUCUCCUCACCCUCGGCGCCGUCGACUCUGCCUCCUCCUCCUCCGUCGCCAGCGACGCAACCACUUCAGUGAAGCGGAAAAGACCCAAAAGGCUACGAAGGAAGCGGACUGAAGUUGGCGCCGAGGCCGAGCAUUCUGAUAUUUCCACUGGUACUACUGUUGCUGCAGAAAGUACCACCGAGAGUUUGAGGUCAGUGGAGGUUUAAAGUUCAGAAUUACAGCUUUCAUCUUUGGAGGUUAGCUUGAGAUUGAGGGUGCGGCUGUUCGCUGCUUGUACAUUUGACUAUCGAGCAGGAAGGUACAAUAGUAGUUGUAGCAAGUGAACAAUCAAAAGUAAAUAAUGUAGACAUUAAAAUUGAAUAUCCA
This is a messenger RNA of Sesamum indicum (sesame), 795 nucleotides long. RefSeq lists its product as uncharacterized. The record is from RefSeq and is a predicted model, not a curated record. NCBI's taxonomy places the organism in Eukaryota, Viridiplantae, Streptophyta, Magnoliopsida, Lamiales, Pedaliaceae.